Erinaceus europaeus (western European hedgehog) is the source of this 1122-nucleotide messenger RNA. Its product is annotated as mitochondrial carrier protein SCaMC-3L-like. NCBI's taxonomy places the organism in Eukaryota, Metazoa, Chordata, Mammalia, Eulipotyphla, Erinaceidae. The coding region runs from base 36 to 1115 and encodes 359 amino acids. Gene Ontology annotation, molecular function: ATP transmembrane transporter activity. Gene Ontology annotation, biological process: transmembrane transport. The record is from RefSeq and is a predicted model, not a curated record. The transcript is spliced from 5 exons.
UGAGGACAUUCAAGGCUUUGGCCAGCAAGGCCACGAUGCCCCCUCCAACAACCUCAUUCUGGAAGCAGAGCUGGGCGAGAGUCUAUGGUUCUGUGUUUGCACAGACAGUAUCCUCUGCCACUGAGCAUGGGCAGCACCACACCCAACAGGUGCUGGACACAGGGGAGCAGGUGAUGGUCCCUGUGGAGGUCCUGGAAGCACAGAACCGGGGGGCACUCUGGCAGUUCCUGCUGUGUGGAGCCAUGGCCGGGGCUGUGUCUCGCACGGGGACAGCACCGCUGGACAGGGCCAAGGUCUUCAUGCAGGUGUACUCCUCCAAGAAACACCUGCUGAACCUCCAGGGCGGCCUGCGGAGCCUGGUCCAGGAGGGUGGGCUGCGCUCACUCUGGAGGGGCAACGGCAUAAAUGUCAUCAAAAUCGCCCCAGAAUAUGCAGUGAAAUUUUCUGUUUUUGAGAAGGUGUGGGGACCCUCUGCUCCCCCAGCCCCACCCUCCACACUCCCUCCUUGCCCUGCCCAGAUUUCACACCCUUUCCUGGACCCACAGUUUCCCUGGGGUGGGGUGGAGGCAGGCCUCUCUCUGCCUCCCCUGGAGACACUGCUGGCACAGAGGUGGGGGCUGCCCAGUGUUUCUCUCCAGUGUGUAUCCUUCCUGCCCCAGGUGAAGGACUCCCUUUGUGUGGAGCCCACGGCUCCCUCCAUGGAGGAGCACCUUCUGGCCAGCUCCCUGGCUGUGGCCACCUCACAGUCGCUCAUCAACCCCUUGGAGGUGCUGAAGACCCGGCUCACCCUGGGAUGGACCGGCCAGUACACAGGGUUUGGGGACUGUGCCCGCAAGAUCUGGAGGCAGGAGGGACCCCACGCCUUCUACCGUGGCUACCUGCCCAACAUGAUUGGCAUAGUACCCUAUGCCAUCACCGAGCUGGCGGUAUACGAGCUGAUCCAGCGUGUAUGGAAGAAGCCGGGCAAGGACACAGAAGAGCCUGGGGGCCUGGUCAACCUAACGUCUUUCACCCUCUCCACCACCUGUGGGCAGAUUGCUAGCUACCCCUUUACCCUCAUUAGAACUAGGAUGCAGGCCCAAGGUCAGUCUGGCCUCUGGUCAGGCACCAGUUGAACCCUCU